AUGCAGGAAUGGGAUGGGAUGGGAGGUCCAAGGGCGACGCAACUGGCAGCUACCCGGCGAUGCGAAGUUCUGCCCAAGGCCGGACAAAAGGGGAGGUGGUUCGUGGCAAAGGGCAAUGAACACCCGGCGGAAAAAAAACGAACAAAGGAGCCCCUGGAUGUAUCGGCCAGAACGGCGUCGACGACAGGAAAAGGAGGUAGUAGAAUGCGACGAGCGACAGCCGGCCUUCUCGAGACGGCUGGUCGGGGAGGGAAAGCUGGCUGGUGGGAGUCGAAGUCGAAGUCGAAGUCGAAGUUCGGGGAGUCGAGGUCGAGCGUCGAGGAUCGAGAAGUUGAAGAGCGAGAGAAGAAGAAGAGGAAGAGCGAAAGCGAAGUCUGGGACGAGGACGAAGAAGAAAAGAAGACGAGGGCGUUUUUUUGCCCUUGCGCGGUAACGGGCGUGACAGUACAGGAGGUCGGCAGGUUACGGCGCCAUGCCCGAUCGGGACAGCAGACCCGCCGGCCAGAGGCAGGAAGUUGCGCGCUUGGCCGGCUCGACAGCCCCUAG
Nannizzia gypsea CBS 118893 is the source of this 546-nucleotide messenger RNA. RefSeq lists its product as hypothetical. The record is from RefSeq and is a predicted model, not a curated record. Bases 1 to 546 code for a protein of 181 amino acids. The transcript has 2 exons. NCBI's taxonomy places the organism in Eukaryota, Fungi, Ascomycota, Eurotiomycetes, Onygenales, Arthrodermataceae.